Mercenaria mercenaria is the source of this 800-nucleotide messenger RNA. RefSeq lists its product as uncharacterized. The transcript is spliced from 8 exons. Bases 83 to 757 code for a protein of 224 amino acids. The record is from RefSeq and is a predicted model, not a curated record. NCBI's taxonomy places the organism in Eukaryota, Metazoa, Mollusca, Bivalvia, Venerida, Veneridae.
UGGAAGUUUGCUGGAUCCCGCAAAUGGUCAGGUGGACAUUUCAAAUGGUACUUUGGUCGGAAGUCAAGCUGUAUAUAGCUGCAUGUCUGGAUAUGCUCUUCAUGGAGAACAGACGAGAAAGUGUCAAGUACAUGGGGCAUGGAAUGGUUUGCAGCCAAUCUGUCAGCCGUUAGGUGGAGGACUUACCUGUUUAGGCUGUAAAGAUAUGUCCCAUCUGUAUCUAUGUGAUACCGUAACAGCAUGUUCAAACGGACAGGUAUGUUAUGUGGAAACGUACAAAACCAAUGGUGGUCAAGUGAAAUACAACAGUGGAUGUGUGGACUCUCACCAAUGUGUCGGUUGGAAACAACAAAGAAGUAAAAGAUCUGCCGAGUGUGUACACUGCUGUUCGUCGCAACUGUGUAAUGCCAAUGGGUGUGGAAGUCAGGGGCUACCCUCUCCAGAUUUACGCGGACCUCUGUGUUAUGACUGUUCUUACGUUUCCAACAUGGAGGAGUGUAAAACAGUGAAACUGUGUGCACAAGAUGAGGUGUGUAGCAUUGAGAAGUAUGACUGGGGUGGUGUGUAUGAUCAUUACACAGCGAAAUGCCACAGCAUGCAGUGUAUUUCCCACAAGAGGUCAUUCAACCAGUAUGUCUCAUCAGCACGGACAUCACGCUCAACGCCCGUGUGUCAAAACUGCUGCAGCUCCGACCUUUGCAAUACCAAUUGCAACGUGACGUCACAGGGUGGCGCUGGAGUUGCUAUUGUUGGCUGAAUGUAGCAUCUGGCUCCUGAACAGUCGUUGUUUUUUUUUUUUG